Messenger RNA from Striga asiatica, 801 nucleotides. The record is from the annotation of a GenBank genome assembly. NCBI's taxonomy places the organism in Eukaryota, Viridiplantae, Streptophyta, Magnoliopsida, Lamiales, Orobanchaceae.
AUGGGCGGGAAGCAAGCAAAGGCCAAGGCAAAGAGGUCACACGUGGCGUCUACCUUAGGGACGACAUGUACACAGUCAACACGGAAUUCAUCAAUUGUCAGUUAUAUCUCCUCAAUUGUCAGUUAUAUCUCCUCAAUUUUCGCCGACAUUCAAGCUUCGACCGGCGGCGGCAUGUUCAGAUCGAGAUUCAGCCCUUUCUUAACAUCAGAUCCGUCGACAUGGUUCUCAUCCACCACCGACGAGGUGUCCGACUCGCUCCACCGCACGCCGCCGUGGGGGAAGAACCCGAAACUCGCCGCCGCCGUCCGCUGCUGCGCCAUCGCGUCGAACAGGAAAAUCGGCCGCCAUCCGGGGACGGAGCUCGGCCCGCGCUCCGCCGCGGCGCCGAGGCGGCGCGUGAGAUCGAGCUCCACGAGGUUACCGCGCUGGGUGAGGUCCCCGCUGGAUGACUCAACGGUGCUGCUCUGGCUGGGGCUGUACGCUGCGGCGGAGGGCAGAGGGGAAGUUGGUCUUGGCCUUGGGGCCGCGGAACCCACGUGCGGCGGCGUCGUACGCACGCGCCGCCUCCUCGGCGGUGUCGAAGGUGCCGAGCCAUACGCGGCUCUUCUUCCCCGGGUCGCGGAUCUCGGCGGCGUAGCGCCCCCACGGCCGCUUCCUUACGCCGCGGUAGCGGACCUCCUUGACGCCGCUGUCCUUUCCGCCGUCGGUGGCCUUCUCCUUCACCAUUAUCCGACACACUCCUUCCCAAAAGUGGAAUUCAGAUUACGUAAUUUGGGGAAAAAAAUUGUGCCGAUAAAUUAA